This is a messenger RNA of Micropterus dolomieu (smallmouth bass), 2924 nucleotides long. Its product is annotated as SH3 domain-binding glutamic acid-rich-like protein 3. Gene Ontology annotation, cellular component: cytoplasm. The record is from RefSeq and is a predicted model, not a curated record. NCBI's taxonomy places the organism in Eukaryota, Metazoa, Chordata, Actinopteri, Centrarchiformes, Centrarchidae. The coding region runs from base 16 to 270 and encodes 84 amino acids. The transcript has 2 exons.
UUGAGUACAUUCCUGAUGGGUGCUGUCGUUCUUCAGGUGAAGUCUCAGCAGGCAGAAGUGAUACGGAUCCUUGAAAGUAAAAGCAUCCAAUACGAGCUCAUCGACAUCUCUGUGGGCGGGGAACUUCGUGACGAAAUGAGAAGCAAAGCAGGGAACCCCACUGCAGUUCCCCCCCAGCUUUUCAACGAGGACCAAUACUGCGGGAACUAUGAAAUGUUUUCUGAGGCGGUGGAAGCUGAUACGGUGGAUCAAUUUCUGAAACUGGUGUGAGGAGGGCGGAGAGUAAUUCUCCAUCUUAACCCCAGUCCCACAGCCACCUACGCCCUACGCCCUGUGCCCUAAUGGAGGGCCUUUAUCCAGUCUCUCUCUACACCACUGGCAGUGUCCACUCACUUUCAAUGCCAUAAUGAAGAAUGCCAAAUAUCUUAUAUCCAACUAAUCAGAAGACACACAUUCCCCCUACUGCACCAUUAGACUCUAAAUCAGUCUUAAUCUGUUUGAUUUUUAUGUGUUUUUUUUUCCUGUUCUUUCCUUUUGGUUUCUUUUAGACCAUCUCCCUGUCUGACAGACUAGUGUUACUAAGUGCUCCUUGUCCACUAGGAAUCAAUGAGGUGUCUAAAUGUGCGGUAAUUAGGUCGACUAAUCUUGGCUGUGGCCACAUGAUCGCUGGAGAUUAAACUAAUCCACUGGAUGACUGCAUUCAACCCAGAAUCCUUCUGAUCCGCUGCAGACCAAAUGCACCAUCAUCACUCAGUCUUAACUACUUUUGUCGUCUUUUUCUGUAGCCUUCAAGUUCCCAUGUUGUACAUGACUGCACACUAUUUGUACUGCACAUGGAUGCAAAUGCACACCGAAGUAGCAAGGAUUAUUAUGUCCUUAAACCCAAUUAAUAAACAACUAUAGUGGCUAAAGGACGCCUUUUGUGGCGUGGACAGCCUUUUGUAAUAUUGGUCCAUUGGUCACCUUAUGCAAUGUAUGACAAGGUUUGGUUGUGAAAUGGGAACCUGUUCUAGCCCUCUGAUGUCCUGUGCUGACCUGCUUCUAAGGGCGAUAAUGCCACCAGAACCCAAAAAAGUGUAUUUGAUUGACAAAUAUUUAAAAUACAAAUUACUUCAGCUAGAUGCUAGUACUUGUCUGUGCAUUAACAUUAACAUUAAAUGUGUACCCUGUGGUACUAAAGCUAUUUUUACAUUCAAUGUUUCUCAACAAAACGCAUUGUCCUUGAGCUCUACCAAACAUGUUGAGUGCAUGUCCUUCCCUUCCUUACAUUUGCAAUGAUGAUUUUAAAAAGAACUUUUAAAUUGUGCAAUGUUUACAUCCAUGUUUUCUAGCUUUGCAGUCAUCUUCCUCUCUGUCUUUUUGAACACAUUGCUGCUCUGCGUGUUACCACCCCAAACCAUUGAUGUGAAACUGGCGGCAGGAAUGCGUAUCGGCUGUGUGCAUGAAACCAAUGAAACGGGGGCCCACGUGUAAAAACGUUUCUCUAUAGCGCUAUAAAGCUGAAUUGGGUGAAAUCUAUUGAUAUUCAAAAUAGCCACAUAAUUGCACACAAAGAAUAUUUAGUUUUGUCAACCGUAUAUUGUGUAUUUUUAUUAUGGAAACUAGGGUAACACCAAAAGGUCUCAGUAGACAUUGCCAUCAGCCUCAGUGUCUUGUUUUUUUUUUUUGAUUCUACCACUGGGGACACCCAAGAAAUUAGUCAGAAUUUUGAAAUUUUCAAAUCGUGUACAUUGGGGCUUUAAGUAUUCCUUGGUGACAAGGGCCAUAGCUACAAUUUAGUACAAAGAGGUCAUGCCCCAUGUAUUUUGUCCCCCGAUUAGGGACCUGUGGGGGGCAAUUAACAUGCUGGAAUUGAACGUUAUAGGCUGAUCCAGUGAUCUAUGUAUUUACAUUUUAUGUUUUAUUUGGGAACCAAACACUCUCAUUAGACAUAUUAUAAUGGUCACCAAUGGGUCAAACUUAUUAAGAAAGUUGGUAUAAUCAGUGGUAGAGCACUUCAGUAGUUAGCUGCUUAAUUUUAGCAUCCAGUCGAGCAGGAUGAACACAUUUCUUAAUUCACAUUUGGUGCCAAUAUAUAUCUGUAAUGCGCUUUUGCAGGUGGAUAUUCACUGUAGUAUUAGCACUUUCCUGCCAUCUUCUACAUUUACCAUAAUCUGUUCAACUUGAAAGCUUGGUUCUUGGCACAGAUGGGUGCUCUGUAUUGUUGGCUAACAGGGUAGGAAGGGAGCAUUUAAUGUGGAUUGUAGAUGAUUAGACUGAAAAGAUGUGAAUCUUCUGGCUUUCAACCAUGUAGCUUUCCAUUCCUCUGUUUAUUUUACGUUACAGUUUCACUGAUUGUUCUGGGCAUGAAGAUGCAGUAAUGUGACUAUGCACUGAAACCCUGCCUCAUUCUGAACACAGACAAAAAGGUCAAAGCUGGUGUGUUUAGGCUGACCUGACUUCUUACUAGCCUUAGGGAACACUCAACACAUGGGGAAAAUGAAGGCUUCACUUCUUUGUGCUUUUAUGUAUGCGCACUCAUUCAAUUGAUUGAUCUCAGUUGAAAUGUAAUGUUCAUGGAUUGGGUCCCUUGUGAGGUUUUUAAAAUUGCAAGCAACAUGGUUUCCCUCUCUUCCUCAUAUCUGUCAAACCCCACUGUUUUCAAAAUUGUGUUUGGGAUCCCUAGUCAUGACGGCCUUCACACACGAUGUUUGUGCGCUGUUUUGUAAGUCGAUGGUUGUUAGAUGUUUGCCUAAUAUUGAUGUAUCUUCACUAUCAAUCAUGUUUUAGACAUUCCAUGUCUCUCUCUGAGAUCCUGCUUUGCUUUUGGACCAAUUCCCCUUGGCCAAAAAAAGAAGAAAACAGGGAAUCAAAUGCUGUGUGUCUUCCAAGAAGAUUGUGAAAAGUGAUUUAUGGGUUAAAAAAAUAAAAUGGAGUUGAAUCUA